This is a messenger RNA of Owenia fusiformis, 8239 nucleotides long. NCBI's taxonomy places the organism in Eukaryota, Metazoa, Annelida, Polychaeta, Sabellida, Oweniidae. The record is from the annotation of a GenBank genome assembly.
AUGGCGGGCAAAAAGUUCUGACCUACUUUUAAGUGUCGGUAUUUUAAACAUUUUUGGGUCUUACUUAGGCGUAAUGGAAUAAUCAUCAACUUGACAGCGACCUGUUGCUUUUGAAGCACAUUCCAAGAUGGAUGUGAACGAAGACCACGUGCAGACCUUGAUGAAUAUGGGCUUUCCGAGUGAAAGUGAAAUUCGGCGUGCAUUAAAAUUAGGAAAAAAUGAUUUGAACGAAGCAGUGGCUAUUUUGACAAAUGAACAUCCAUCUAAUACCUUUGAUGCGAUAGAUGAUGUUGAGAUGAAAGACGUUGGAACUCGAGGGAGUGACGUGCAAGGCCCUGUUCAAGAGUUCCACCCUCCAUUGGCACCCCCUUCUUAUGAUGAUGUUGUUGAAACUGAUAAGGAUAAUACUGUGAGUGAAGCAACUACAGAGGAACCGGCAAUAGACAACUCUGAAGCUAUGGAGUUCCCAGUGACCAAUCUCUAUGAACUAGAGGGGCGUGUCUUUACUGACCAAUGGUCUAUCCCCUAUAAGAAGGAGGAGUCUCUAGGGAAAUGUCUAGUUGCAUCUACAAGGCUUGCCGCUGAAGGAUUAUGUGAGACAGAUGAUAACUGUGUGCGGUUCAUGGAUAGGUGUAUGCCGGAGGCACUGUCAAAGCUGAUGACAUCAGGUGCUGUACAUCGCUGGGGCUCUGAGAUACAAGAUGGCAUCUACAAUAUGUGUCAGCUAUUUGUUGACCUAGCUGCUACACGAUUGGUCUAUGAACCUGUCCCUAUCAACUUAUUAGAGGUCUUGGCAAUGGCCCUCAACCCAGGUAAUGAAUUUCACUACAAGAACAGAUUCAGGAAACCAGAGCAGCUUUUUUGGCAAGAAAAGUAUGGUGACGAGGCCUUGUUUUCCAUCUCAAAUGUCAACGCAAAUAAAGAUCCAUAUGGACUUCUUAGGAAUUUGAUCAACAGGUUUGGUUGGAAGAAAGGGUUCGACCACAUGAAGACUUUGUUGGCUGCUGAGAAGCUUGAUGCUCCUGCCAUGUCUGCCUUGCUAGCCCCUCUAGGCCAAUGUGCUGAGUAUCUAAAUGGCAAGAGUGUCCAGCCUAUGUUAGCCACAGGAAUGGAGAGAGCAGUGAAAUAUGUACAGGGUCUCAAAGAAGAUGAGCUCAAAGACAAGAAAGUUGGUUGUGUCAAUGAGAUGCUGGCAUCCAUCAAGCUGCUGUGUUUGAGUAUUUGGCCCAAUGAUGUGCAGGCAGUAGACACACUGAGACUGGAUUUUGCCCUUCGUAUGUUAAAGUCGCCACAUUUCAAUGCAAGGAUGAAUUCUCUCAAAGUGAUCUCAAAGUUAAUUGAAGAUGCCAUCAACAGUAAACAACCUAAGACUGCCAUUGACCAGGACACAAUCACAGACUGGCUCUCAGAAAACAAAAUAUUAUCAGUUGCUUUGGAAGGUAACAUAGACCAAGUCCAGUACUGUGAGAGAGUGAAGGGAAUUGUGGACUUUCUGGGCUCACGUCUCUCCCUUGAUGAACUAAGCAAAAUAUGGAAAAUGCAGGAUGAUGAGACCAAUCAGGUGAUAGAUAAUAUUCAUGGCAUCAUAGCCGCAGCAGGGGUGAAAUUCAACACAGAACAACUGGAACAUCUCUUUGUCCUCAUGCAGAAGAGUUGGAAAGAUGAGAAUGAUAGGAUGAGAGAUAAACUGCUCAGUUUGAUUGGAAAGAUUGGACGUGAUGCCAAAGCACAGAAAACAACCACACGUGUAUUAGAGUUACUCUGGGACCUAGCUCACCUCCCUUCUCUGCCGACAGAUCUUAUAGAACAAGCUCUGGAGGAACAUCUUAUAAUCCUGUGCGACUCAUGUACAGUCAAGGAGCAACUUAAGAAAAACUAUGUUGUUAAAUGUAUUGAGGAUAUCAAAAAGGGUGUGUGGGUAUUGCCAGCCCUGAAACAGCUACUACAUAUAUCCAAGAACAUUGCCAAGAGCAGCUUCCACAAGUCAGAUAAGGGUUUUCUACACGAGCUCAAUAAAAACCAUGACAUCAUUAAGUUGGUGACACGUAGCCUUGUAGAAUGCCAUAAACUUGCAGUGGAGUCGGCUUGUAAUUUAGGAACGGAUUUAGCUCCAUUGACCUUAAUAGAUGGCAGAUACGAGCACAGAGACUACAUGACGACACACCUAAACUUCCUUCAGUUUAUUCUACAAGAGGGAGUAUUGUACCUUCACUGGCACAGGGCCCGCGAAAUCUGGGAAACCAUGGCUGCCAAUCCCAGUGCCUGCUACGAGGACAUGGAGACUUGCUUUGAAUGGUUCACAAGAGGAAUAUCUGAUCUGGAGGCAGACACACAGGCUAACCUCUUCGAGAAGGAAAUCUUAAGGCUUGAUCCUACAAAAAUUAGUGUGAAAGGGUUUUACUGCUUCAAGAAUUUCUUUGAACAAGUCAACUUGUAUGACCAGAAAUUGCGGAAGUCUGGAAGUACAAUGAUAGUUGAAAAGAUGGAUUUGAAAGGGAUCGAUUACCUGUGGGAGGUUUGCCUAAACACAUCAGAUACUGAGAUAGCUUGGAUGGCAAUCAAACUCCUACUUAAAAUGUCCUAUACUGAACUCAACGCUAAACUGAAAAAAGAUCCAGUAGGUCUGCAUAAGAAGUUUACCAAAGAGUGUUAUUCACGCCUAGAGGCUGCCAUGAUUACAAUGGGUGGGACAGCUAUUGCUCAGACUAUUGCUUUUGCAACCAGGAUCAUUACUGCUCCCACUGUACCUGAGGUUGCUAGUGUACCCUCUCCAUCCAAGUCUGCCAAGCUGUUGAACAUAGAGCGUCUUUUGUUGAUUGCUGAGCGAUACAUCAUGACAGUAGAGGACACCCACACUACCCAGCGUACGAUUCUUCCACAUGGUACAUCAUUUCAGGGUCAACCAAUCACACUCUACAUUUCAUGUGAAUCACCCAAGACAGAUUUCUCACAAGUCGCUCACACUAAUGAGAGGCUAGGCUCAGUGCGUCAGAAGAUAGCCACCACCAUGGGAUAUGCUCCAGAACAAAUACAGAUACUAGCUAAUGAGAAAAUGUUAAGCCAAAGCAAAGACCAAAAAGUUUUACAUCAGUUAGAUUUCACGGAUAACCAGUUUAUAAGUGUACGGGCCUUCAGUUCCACAGUUGCAGUACAGAAUAACCAAUCGAAAGAGGGUGUGAGUGGAGCUAGUGCCUCUAAGAGUGGCUAUGAACUGGAGCAGGAGAAACAGCUCCCUGGAGUGCAGAUGGCAGCCAUGGGAGGGCAUGUCUUUGACACACUCUACCAGUUGGCCGACCAGGAUGAGUCCAGGAUUACAAGUAGAGUACGUGAACUGCUGCAGUUGAUUCCCACAGACCCCUCUGUCCAAGAUGCUCUGGACUCCAUUGGACCAAGUUACCUGAGGCAGCCAUCCCCGUCACCAGAAGCUGCGAGUCCUAAGCAGAGUCCACGGGCAAGCCCCAGAAAAUAUACGUUCCCGUCACCACAACUAAGCCCCAAGAUUUCUCCCCGGGAAAUCAUCCAGUCUCUGUUUGAUGCUUCCUCCACAGACAUGUCAACAUUCAGAGUCCUCUAUAACCUCCAGGUCUUGAGUAGUAAACUGAUGCCGGUAACAAAUGACAUAGCAACCAUACAAAGUGCCAAAAAUUUUUACGAUGACUUCCUCAAUGCUGGGGGUCUCAACCUAGUCAUUAACGUCCUCCAGAGGGACGCGAUGCCAUCUGAUGUAGGGUACGAAACACGACAGGGAUGUUAUGCAAUAUCAUUGCAACUUGCGAGAUAUCUCUUGUGUGGUCAAACAAUUACUGGAGAGGAGCCCAGUUCUUUUACAAGACAACCAAGCAUGAAAUCGAUAAAAUCUACCCGUUCUGUGCGCUCUACACGAUCUACAAGGUCAAAGAGUGCAAGUAUCUCUAGUACAUCUAGUCUCACUAUAGAUGUCACUCCCAGUGCUGCAAGCAAAGCAAUACAGACUAUGGGUGUACAAGAUUUUACGGAAACUGUAGCAUGCCUUAUGCGGGUCACAUGGGCAGCUGCGGCUGGGAGGUUACAUCUUGUCAGUUCAGCACAGCCAAUCAGAGAGAGUAUGUCAAGCAUGACUGGACGUAGAAGCAGACAAAGUAGUACCAGUAGCAACACAAGUACUGGCAGCAGUGAGAGUGAGAACCAGACUUUACAUGCUGGUGUAUGUGUGAAACAAAAGGAUAUAUCUCCCAAAGAUUCCAAUAUAGCAAAGGAAGCUUUAGAACUCCUAGUUGCAUGUCUACAGAUGAGGCACCAACUCUUAGCAUCAUUCUAUGCACUACCAUGUGUGAGUGACUUCAUCAUAGACAUCCUGGUUGGAGCUACCCCCAGGGAGAUCAGGGACGCAGCCCUAGAGCAGUUGUGGGUGCUGGCCUGCUCUGAGAUGUCCCCCAUUGAGGGGGGUCACCAACAGUCUCCCCACCAGUUUAUCCUUGGGGUAUUGCUUAAAGCACGACUCCCACUGUGGGUCACAUCAUGUAACACUAGAGGUGCUAGUCAAAAAAUGCUUAGUCAGUGCUCCCAGUACUUUGAUCUCAGAUGUAAGCUAUUAGAUCAUCUAACAGCGGACCAGCAAAAGAGACUUCAGAUCAAUGCCAAGUCUAUGUUAGAUGAUGAACUUGAUUGGUUGGAUAACUUCGUGCCUAGUGAGCAUGCCCAGCUGAGAGAGACUGACAAUAUGUUGCUUGCUGGACAUAUACAGCUCAUCAAAACACUGUUCACCUGUGAAGGCGUGGACAAAAAGUCAAAUGGUCCAAACCUUAUAAAUAACAUACUAGGGUCAUUCUUAUUCCCUGCUGCCAAAGCUAUCCUCACUGAUGUAGAACAGGCCAACGCACAGAAUGUCAAUGGACACUUCAUACCAAAAUGUUCAGAUGAGCAGUCUAAGAAGGCAGCAUAUCAACUCCUUAUUGAACUAGCAGACCAAUGCAGCAGCAAUCUUGAUGUGAUAUGCCAUCUACUUCUGGACAUGCAUCACCAGUUUGAGCCUGAGACAGCACACAACUGGGAGUAUGAGCCACCUGUAGAUGGCCGCCCAGACAGAGGCUUUGUUGGGCUGAAGAAUGCGGGUGCGACGUGUUAUAUGAAUAGUGUGCUGCAGCAGCUGUAUAUGCAGCCAGGAAUACAUGAGGCCAUACUUACCAGUGAGGAUGGUGACACUGAGGAUGAGGAUACCGUGUUCUACCAGAUCCAACAAAUGUUUGGACACCUCAUGGACAGUAAACUUCAGUACCACGAGCCUGAAAAAUUCUGGAAGUUGUUCAAACUGUGGGGCCAAGUUGUGAAUGUACGGGAGCAGCAAGAUGCCUUUGAUUUCUAUACAGCUCUCACUGACCAAUUAGAUGAACAUUUGAAGAAAAUCGGGCGUGACCAGAUAUUUAAGAAAAAGUUUGGAGGUAUCUACUCUGACCAGAAGAUAUGCCAGGACUGCCCUCAUAGGUAUGAGAGAGAAGAACCAUUCUUUGCUUUGAACCUGACUGUGAAGAAUGCUACUUUGGAAGACUCCUUAGACCAGUUUGUUAUGGGGGAACUACUGGAUGGUGACAAUGCUUACUUCUGUGAGAAAUGUGGAGAAAAGCGUAAUACUGUAAAGAGAAUGUGCAUAAAGACUCUACCCCCAACAUUAUGUAUUCAACUCAAGAGAUUUGGCUACGAUUGGGAAGCAAAUCGUGCGUUGAAAUUUGACGAUUAUUUCAAAUUCCCAUGGGUACUCGACAUGGAACCAUAUACAGCAGAGGGAAUGGCACGUUUGGAAGAGCAAGAAAAAGAAGAACAAAACCAACCUUCAACUCCUUCAAAAGAUGGAACUUCAGGGAAUAUUAUAACAACAGGAGCAAGGGCCUCUAUGGCAGUGAAUUAUGAACUUGUAGGUGUUGUUGUUCAUAGUGGUCAAGCCAAUGCUGGUCAUUACUAUUCCUUCAUAAAGGAGCGCAGGGGUACAUCACUUACAAAUGAGAACAAAGGAAAGUGGUUCAAGUUCAAUGACCAAGUGGUUGAGGAGUUUGACCUGAAUGAUGAAACUUUAGAAGCUGAAUGCUUUGGUGGAACAUAUCGGGCAAAGGUCUAUGACCAAUCGAGCAGUUACCCAGAAGAGAGGCAGCGCUAUUGGAAUGGCUACUUACUAUUCUAUGAGAGGAUGGAAGAGAUCAGAACACCUGUGUCAGCCAAGAAGAGUAAAAUCACAAUGUUUGCCAAGAGAGAGCAUAAGACUCCAGGUAGAAGCAGUGACAGUCUCAGGGAACUAUCAGAACUUGUACAUAAAGGUGAAAAACGAGGGAUUUUCUCAGACAGUAUGCCAGCACGAAUACAGCGUGGAAUUAGGGAUGAAAAUCUCAAGUUCAUGAAAAACAAAAAUGUUUAUAAUGAUGACUAUUUUACCUUCAUGAAGGACUUCGUCUCUAGAAAUUCCGAAUAUGUCAAGGAUGCUGCCUAUACAGACAUGUGCCUUCAGUCUCUACAACUAGGCAUACAUUUUCUCUUCAAUACCUAUCUCAAAACUAAAAGGAAGAAAAGGUUGAUCAUAGAUGAAUGGGUGAAUAUCAUUGAUACUCUAGUCUACAGAUGUAAGGCAGCAUGUAACUGGCUGGUGCAGUAUCUAGCAAUAGAACAGGGAAAGACUUAUAUUAAGCCUUUCCUAUUAGAAUGCCCAAAUAAGGACGUCAGGGUGGCAUUUUCCCGCAUCUUGGAACAAGUCAUGAGCAGUUAUUUCAAACAUAAAGGAGUUGCUACUCACAAGUGUUUUGACGAACUGCUUGAAAUUCUGCUCAGCAUGUUGAAGAAGGAUGUAGAAGACAAUAUAAAAACAUGUACCCAGUAUUUCUGGUUACUCAGUAUGUAUGUUCAUCAGGGGACCAAAGCAUGCGCUCACAUGUUUGGCAGAAAUGGAUUUGUACGACUUGUCAACUUCCUGUUAGGACCACAGUCCAAAGAACCGGAGUCUCCCAACAGAAGAUGGAGUUCUAUGCAAUCAAGGGACUUUGGCUACCUCCAUGAAGCUUUAGCAACUCUUAUCCUGAACUGUGAUGUUUCUGGGUACAGGACAGAUGAUCCUGGUAAAUACCCUGAAAGGAAACCCUCCACCUCUCACCCCACCAUCUUCCUGAAGAUGUCGACAGAGAUGCAUAAGAAAGUCUUCGGGGAUGAUUCUAGUCGUUAUGUUCGUGAAGUCAUAUUGGCGGUGCGCGAGAUGAACUCCAGCCUCAGUGUGAUAACAGACAUGAUUCUAUACUGCUGUUAUUGCAACGCUGCAUUCACUAUGGCCGUUCUUAGGCAAAUUAUGCUUCAAUAUACCAAUGCCCCCUCAAAUGAGUUGAAGAACCUGUUCUCUGUGCUGUCAGAGCUGCUGUCCAUGGAGGACCCAUUACAGAUGAAGAGACUCCAGUGCAUCAUAGAUGGCUACAUUGAUGAGACAAAUACUAACUAUGAAGGAAUGCUUGCGGUUGUGAAGAUCAACCACAACAGUGACAGCAGGAGAUCCUACCAGUGUAUAAAGUUCCUGGUGGCCCUCACCAAUAAAUGUACCCUCGCCAAGGACUAUCUCAUACAAACACCCACCAAGUGGCAAUGGGCAGUCAACUGGCUCAAGAAAAAGAUGUCUGAGUACUCCUACUGGACCCCUCAGAGCACAUGUACCACCUCAAAUGAAGACUCGGGUAGUAAAAGCUUUCAAAGAACAAUCAGUGCACAGGACACAUUGGCUGAGGCCACUGCUCUUCUGACAGAGUUUGAAAACCAUGAAAAUGGGAACCAAGAGAAUGGGAACAUUGUUGAUAUGGACAUAAAUGGAAGCAGUCCAGAGAGCAAUGAGACAUCAACAGAGGAGGUUAGCUCCCAAGAUUCAACAGAGACGAUAAAAUACACACCUGAUGAAGUAGAAAGUGAUCGACUGUGAUGAUAUCUACACAAAUGUGCAUUUACAAAAUCAUUUCCCUGAAUGGAAUGUAAUUUAGCCACUUAUUUGAUACAAAGUAAUACCAGCAAGCUAUAUGUAUAUGCAAUUGAAAUAUUGAUGAUAUUUUUGGAAUUAUACAUUCUGAACUCAGGAAUAAUAACUUAAACUGCAACAACAUGGGGUAUUUUAAUGGAAGUUAUCAGAGUUUAUUCACCCAACAAGGCUCUCACCAGGAAUUUAGGGUGUGGAGGAAACAUCCUCAGCAUAACCGUUCAAUCGUGAUAAAUCAUAUCUAUGUUACACUUCAAUCUUUUUACACGCUAUUAC